Messenger RNA from Thamnophis sirtalis, 481 nucleotides. NCBI's taxonomy places the organism in Eukaryota, Metazoa, Chordata, Lepidosauria, Squamata, Natricidae. The record is from RefSeq and is a predicted model, not a curated record.
AUGAUUGUUUCAAACCUGAAGGGGGUCUUGCUAACCGUGGUUUCCCUCUUCCAGGACCCCAACUGGUACAAAGCCAAAAACAAAGUCGGCCGGGAGGGGAUCAUCCCGGCCAACUACGUCCAGAAGCGCGAAGGGAUGAAACCUGGAAUCAAGCUCAGCCUCAUGCCCUGGUUCCACGGGAAGAUCACGCGGGAACAAGCGGAACGGCUGCUCUACCCUCCGGAGACGGGUCUGUUCCUGGUGCGCGAGAGCACCAACUACCCGGGCGACUACACGCUCUGCGUCAGCUGUGAAGGGAAGGUGGAGCAUUACCGCAUCAUCUACUCCUCCAGCAAGCUGAGCAUCGACGAAGAGGUCUACUUCGAAAACCUCAUGCAGCUGGUGGAGCACUACACCUCGGACGCGGACGGCCUCUGCACUCGUCUCAUGAAGCCGAAGGUGAUGGAGGGGACUGUGGCGGCACAAGAUGAAUUCUCACGGA